AUGUCAAACAAUAAAGAAAGUUUAGAAAGAAUUAUUAAAGGUAUUCAAAAUAAUCAAAUCUUAAAAGUAUUUGAAGAAUUUUAUCAUGACGAAAUUGUUAUGUAUGAAAAUGGAGAUUCAAGCAAUCGUGUUGGUAAAGCUGCAAAUCGUAAAGCUGAAGAAUCCUUUGUUAAUAAUGCAACAAUCAAUGAAGCAAGGGUAUUAAAAACCAUAGUCGAUGGUGAUAACACUGCCUAUGAAAUGUACAUGGACUUCACAUAUGGUGGUCAUCCGGUCAAGAAGACACAAUGGGCUUUCCAACAAUGGUCAAAUGGUAAAAUUAUCAAAGAAGAGUUUGUAGAUGUUAAAAAACCACCAACACCUGAACCAUCAAAAAAUGUUGAAUCAAAUCUUCAAGCAAUUAUCAAAGGUAUUCAACAAGGUAAAAUCUUGGAAGUCUUUGAAAAGUAUUAUCAUAAUGAUGUUAUCAUGUAUGAAAAAGGUGAUUCAAGCAAUCGUGUUGGUAAAGCUGCAAAUCGUAAAGCUGAAGAGUCCUUUGUUAAUAAUGCAACAAUCAAUGAAGCAAAACUAUUAAAAGUAUUAGUCGAUGGUGAUAACACUGCAUAUGAAAUGUAUAUGGACUUCACAUAUGGUGGUCAUCCGGUCAAGAAGACUCAAUGGGCUGUUCAACAAUGGUCAAAUGAUUUGGUUAUUAAAGAAGAAUUUUAUUGA
Dictyostelium discoideum AX4 is the source of this 711-nucleotide messenger RNA. RefSeq lists its product as hypothetical. Bases 1 to 711 code for a protein of 236 amino acids. The transcript has a single exon. The record is from RefSeq and is a predicted model, not a curated record. Lineage: Eukaryota; Evosea; Eumycetozoa; Dictyosteliales; Dictyosteliaceae.